AUGGUGAAGUUGACCAGGCGCUCAACGUCGGUCUCCUGGCUGACGUCGCAGUGCACGAAGGUCACCGACGGGGAGAGGGACGCCGCUAAGUGCUCGCCGGCGAUGUCCUCCACAUCCGCCACAACCACUCUCGCGCCGUGCCAGACGAACAGCCUCGCCGUGGCCUCACCGAUGCCUCUGGAUCCACCUGUGACCACCGCAACUUUGCCCUCCAGCCUGUGCCAGCCAGUACAACUGAGUUACAGAGGAUGCCCACAUGGAGACCAUCUCCUUCAAUUCUCGUAG
Spirodela intermedia is the source of this 285-nucleotide messenger RNA. NCBI's taxonomy places the organism in Eukaryota, Viridiplantae, Streptophyta, Magnoliopsida, Alismatales, Araceae. The record is from the annotation of a GenBank genome assembly.